CCCCGAGCCGCGAGCCCCCCGCCGCCAUGGACCCCAAGGACCGCAAGAAGAUUCAGUUCUCGGUGCCCGCGCCUCCCAGCCAGCUCGACCCCCGCCAGGUGGAGAUGAUCCGACGCCGGAGGCCAACCCCUGCCAUGCUGUUCAGGCUCUCCGAGCACUCCUCACCAGAGGAGGAAGCCUCCCCACACCAGAGAGCUUCGGGAGAAGGGCACCACAUCAAGUCGAAGAGAUCCAACCCCUGUGCCUACACACCCCCCUCGCUGAAAGCCGUGCAGCGCAUUGCUGAGUCCCACCUGCAGUCCAUCGGCAACCCGACCUCGGAGGAGGAGGAUGAGCUGGGUGAGCUUCGGGAGCUGGGCUACCCCAGGGAGGAAGAGGAGGAUGAGGAGGACGAGGACGAUGAGGAAGAAGAGGAGGAGGAGGACAGCCAAGCCGAAAUCCUGAAGGGCUACAGGGGACCUGCUGGGCAGAAGACAACCUGUGGUCAGGGUCUAGAGGGGCCCUGGGAGCGCCCACCUCCUCUGGAUGAGCCUCAGAGAGAUGGAAGUUCUGAGAACCAAGUGGAAGACCAGGCUCGAAGUGAGCCUGGGGAGGAGCCACAGCACCCUGAGCGCGGCACAUAGGCACCCAGUCUUGCAUCUCCCAGGAAGGAAGUAGAGGGGACAUCGUUGUUCCCCAGAAACCCACUCUGUCCCUGCCCUGUUUCGUACUCUUUCCCUCUUGCUAGGGCUGCGGCUUCUGACUUCUAGAAGACUAAGGCUGGUCUGUGUUUGCUUGUUUGCCCACCUUUGGCUGAUGCCCAGAGUCUCUGGGCACUUGCUUCCUGAUGCCUACCCCUGCCAGUCAUUCCCGCAUUCACCCAGGAGGAGGCAGGAUGAGUUUGUGUUGGCAACAGUAAAUAGGGGAUAAAGGUUCCUUUGCAUUUCCCCCCCCAGACCCUCUCCGCUGGGCACAGGAAACCCACAGGGCAGGACCCUAAAUCUGGGGAAAUGGGAUGCUGAGAACCUGUAUGUGCCCUUAGACCUUACCAUUCCCUCUCCUAUUCCAAGUCCACACCCCUCACUGGCUUCUACCGGGACCCAGGCUUCAGGCAUCCUUCUCUACAACCCCAACAUUUUGGACAACUUCUGCUUCUCACCCCUGCUCUCCUGCCUGGGCGCCUGGAAGAUGGACUGGCAGAGGCUGCUUUGUUGCGUUUUGUUUGUGCUUUGAUGCCAGGAAUGCCGCCUAGUAUACCUCUUUGGGGGGGGCACAAAGGUGGGGGGCUUGUCCUCCAGCUGCUCUGGCCCCUUCCCCUCUUCCCUGACUCCAGGCCUGAACUGCUCCCAUGCUGUAAUAAAUCUU
Condylura cristata (star-nosed mole) is the source of this 1344-nucleotide messenger RNA. RefSeq names its product protein phosphatase 1, regulatory (inhibitor) subunit 1B (gene PPP1R1B). Gene Ontology annotation, cellular component: cytoplasm. The record is from RefSeq and is a predicted model, not a curated record. NCBI's taxonomy places the organism in Eukaryota, Metazoa, Chordata, Mammalia, Eulipotyphla, Talpidae. Gene Ontology annotation, molecular function: protein phosphatase inhibitor activity. Bases 27 to 623 code for a protein of 198 amino acids. Gene Ontology annotation, biological process: intracellular signal transduction. The transcript is spliced from 7 exons.